This is a messenger RNA of Arachis duranensis, 3583 nucleotides long. RefSeq names its product mechanosensitive ion channel protein 6. Gene Ontology annotation, cellular component: plasma membrane. Gene Ontology annotation, biological process: monoatomic anion transport; transmembrane transport. The record is from RefSeq and is a predicted model, not a curated record. The transcript has 5 exons. Bases 465 to 3338 code for a protein of 957 amino acids. NCBI's taxonomy places the organism in Eukaryota, Viridiplantae, Streptophyta, Magnoliopsida, Fabales, Fabaceae. Gene Ontology annotation, molecular function: mechanosensitive monoatomic ion channel activity.
AAAGUUAAUCACUUUCUUACCCCACAUCAUAGGAACACAUAGUUUAUAGUUGAUUCCAGAAAGGACCACAGCAUUUCUUUAUUAUAAUAGCAACACCACCGGCACCACCGUCACCACCACCACACUACCACCUUCUUUACUCUCUUCUCUUCUCUCUAGCAUUUUCAUUUUCAUUAAUAUUAUUCAAAAGUUCGAAAACAUCAUAAUCGCACCCUACUUUUUCUCUCCACACUUGUGAUCACUGUACACGCGUCAAUGCUGUGACCAGAAAGAAAGACCUUUACUUAUUUUUUUUGGUUUGAAAUCUCUGACCCCAAAAAAUUAAUAACACAUCAUCAUCAUCGGCAUUUUGAUUUUUAAUUUUGUUGGUAAGCAAACACCAACUUUUUUCCACCACCAUCUCAUAGUUGGUGCCUUUUUUUAACUAAAAAUUCGAUCUUUAUCGCAAAGGGACCCCGAUCCUGAUGCAAUCUAUCCGAAAAUCGUUCAAGUCCUAUGCUUCCUACAACAAACGUUCUAGAAGGUUUGCCGCGUCGGGAGGACCCGAUUCUAGCCACGAGCACCUUCCAAUCCUUCAAGACCAGGAAUCUCAUCAUCAUCAUCGUCACCAACACCACCAUUCUGACCCUCCUCCGUUAUCCUCCAUGGCCGGCGACUACGUCGUCAAGAUCAAUGACGGCGGCGAUCCUGCCGGAGGAAACAAGAUUUGGAGGGGUUCCAGCUACGAGUUCUGGCCCGAAGAUGGAAGUUCCGGCGACAAUGCCGAUGCCAAAGAGGUGAGCUUUGAUUUCCGCCAAUCUGGUGCGCCGCCGGUGCCGGAGGAGGACCCGCCGUCGCAGCUGAUCGGAAGCUUCCUGCGCAAACAGAUAGCUUCUGGUGAGAUCUCGUUGGACAUGGACAUGGAGAUGGAGGAGCUUCAGCGCAACUACGAUGCCGGUGCAAGUACCGCCGCUGCCGCAGGAGGGAAGCUUUCGCCGGUGGAGGAGUCGCCGACGACGAGCAUGAACAACCGCGUAUCCAAGGAGCUCAAGGUUUCGUUCGAGGAACCCGCGCCACCGAAUUUGAUGGCUGAUAUGCCUAAUAGCUCCGAUGCCAUCAGAAGAAGACACAGCAGGGACUUGCCGUCCAUUGGAGAUUUCCAUCGGCCGCCGCAUCCGCCGCACCAGAGCAGGGAAUUGCCGUCUCGGAGUGGCCAUAGCGGUGAUGGCGAGGUUGUGAGGUGCACCUCUAACGGUUCCAUAGAGAGAACUCUUUCCAUGCAGAGCAGAAAAUCAACAUUGUUGAAGACUAAAACCCGGUCCAGGUUGCUGGACCCACCAGAAGAACCAGAAAGAACAUCGGGUCGGAUUGCCAAGUCGGGUCAGUUGUUCUCAGGGUUGCUUGGGAAGAAGAGUGGUGGUGAUGACGAUGAUGAAGAUGAUCCAUUUUUGGAAGAGGAUCUUCCUGAUAAGUAUAAAAAAUCUCACUUUAGUAUAUGGGUUUUGCUUGAAUGGUUGGGGUUGAUUUUGAUAAUUGCUGCAUUGAUUACAACUCUGAGUGUUCCUUUCUUAAGGGAGAAGAAUCUUUGGCAGCUGAAGCUGUGGAAAUGGGAGGUUAUGAUUCUUGUGUUGAUAUGUGGAAGGUUGGUAUCUGGUUGGCUUAUCAGAGUAGCUGUGUUCUGCAUUGAGAGAAACUUCCUUUUGAGGAAGAGGGUUCUGUAUUUUGUGUAUGGUGUGAAGCAUGCUGUUCAGAAUUGUGUUUGGUUAGGGCUUGUUUUGAUAGCUUGGCACUUCUUGUUUGAUCAGAAAGUUCAGAGAGAGGUUCAUAGUAAUUUUCUUGAGUAUAUUACCAAGUUUUUGGUGUGCUUGUUGGUUGGUACUCUGGUUUGGUUGGUGAAAACCCUUAUGGUUAAGGUUCUGGCCUCUAGUUUCCAUGUUAGCACAUAUUUUGAUAGGAUUCAAGAGUCACUGUUUAAUCAGUUUGUUAUUGAGACACUCUCCGGGCCGCCUUUGGUCGAACUUCAGCGAUAUGAGGAUGAGGAGCAAAGGAUUCUUGAAGAUGUCGAGAAGCUACAGAAAGCCGGAGUUACCAUACCUCCUGACCUGAGGGCUACUGCCUUCGCGACCAACAAGAGUGGGAAGUUGAGGAGUGGGAUGCUCCAGAAAAGCCCCAGGAUGGUAAGUGGACGGUUCUCGAGACCUCUCUCUAAGAAGUCAGAAGAUGGGAAUAGUGGGAUAACUAUUGAUCACCUGCAUAAGCUGAAUCCGAACAAUGUCUCGGCUUGGAAUAUGAAAAGGCUGAUCAAUAUGGUUCGGCAUGGAGCUCUAACUACAUUGGAUGAACAGAUACUUAACUCGACCAAUGAUGAUGAGAAUGCCACAGAGAUUAGAAGUGAAAAUCAGGCAAAAGGAGCAGCCAAGAAAAUUUUUCAGAAUGUUGCUUGUGGUAGCAGGUUCAUAUACAAGAAGGACUUACAGCGAUUUAUGCAAGAAGAUGAAGUUGUGAAAACCUUGAGUCUCUUUGAAGGUGCAUCCGAGACCGGAAGAAUAAGCAAAGCAUCCUUGAAGAACUGGGUGGUCAAUGCCUUUAGAGAGAGGAGAGCACUCGCCUUGACAUUGAAUGAUACGAAAACGGCGGUGAACAAGCUUCAUCGAAUGCUUAAUUUCUUAGUUGCAAUUAUUAUCCUAGUUAUCUUUCUCUUGAUAAUGGGAAUUGCCACCUCCAAAUUUCUCCUCUUCGUGAGCUCACAGCUUGUCUUGGUUGCAUUCAUAUUUGGAAAUACCUGCAAGACCAUAUUUGAAGCCAUUAUUUUCUUAUUUGUAAUGCACCCGUUUGACGUUGGAGACAGAUGCGAAAUUGAAGGGGUCCAGAUGGUUGUGGAAGAAAUGAACAUAUUGAACACCAUAUUUCUGAGAUAUGAUAAUUUAAAGGUAAUGAUCCCUAACAGUGUCCUUGCUACAAAGGCCAUAAACAACUUCUACCGCAGUCCUGACAUGGGAGAUUCUGUUGAAUUCCUUAUUCAUGUGUCUACACCAAUGGAAAAGUUUACUCAAAUGAAACACAGAAUACAGAGUUACAUUGAUAACAAGAAGGAGCACUGGUAUCCAUCACCAUUUAUAGUCUUCAAGGAUUGUGAACUCUUAAACAUGGUUCGAAUUGCGGUUUGGCCAACGCACAGGAUGAACUUCCAAGACAUGGGAGAGAGAUUCAUAAGGAGGUCAUUGUUGAUCGACGAGAUGAUCAAGAUUUUCCGGGAGCUUGACAUACAGUACCGGCUGCAGCCGCUCGAUAUUAGUAUUAGAAGCAUGCCUACCACUUCUGAGCGUCUUCCACCAAGUUGGUCAACAAUCACAAGUUGAGUAGAAGGAAGAAUCAGAGAUAUGGCAUCAUCUCUUGUUGUACUUCAAUACCAUUAUCUGCUAUACAAGAUAAAGUGUUAGUUGUAAUCAGGGUAAAAUUUUGUGUAUAGUUUUCUUCUCUUUGUUGUUAGAUUAGUUGGUUGUGUUGUAAGAUUAGACUGUAAUUCAUAAAAGCUGAGUUCAUCCAAUCUGGAAUGGCACAUACAUGCCUUUUCUCAUGCUGAUUAAGAUUUGUAUUAUUAUCA